AAACUUUAAGACCAAUUUGUAUAUUCAAAUCAUUUAAUUAUGUGACAAAAUCGAAUUUUUUUUCCUUAUUUGGAAACAAAAGCAAUAUUAUUUUUUUUUGGCGUUUUUUCGAAAGACAACGCAAUUACUUUAUCAGGAUUGUGGGCUGUGGCUUUACGGGUUGAGAUCGUUAUAUAAAGAAGACUUGGACGGGGAUAUUUGCUUGAAAAUAAUUAACAACAAAAUUUUUAAAACAAUUCAAUUUUUAUAAAAAAAGGCCUAUUUUUUUUUUACUUUAAUCACAUUAAUUUUUUUUUAAAAAAAAAAAAUGUCAAAACUUUCUUUCAUCGCUCUUUUCAUAAUUGUCAUUUUCGCUUUUCAAACGACAAACGUUAGCGCUGGACCAAUCGCUUAUGCUGUUUGUCAAACCGCAUGUAAUCUUGGUUGGGUUUCAUGUUAUGCGUCAGCAGGAAUAGUUGCUGGAACCGUCACCGGAGGUCUUGGUGCCCCUUUUGCUGCUAUCGCUUGUAAUGUUGCCCAAGGUGUUUGUAUGGGAGCGUGUGCUGGCUUAUUAGUUGCUCCAACUCCAUAGUGAAAAUGAAAAUAUAUUAUUCUUGUAUAUUUUAUUUUUUUUUAAAAAUUUAUCAAAUAACAAUACAUAUAUAAUUUUGGUAAAUUUGUUUCAAAUUUACCUCAAAAAAAAAAGAAAAGAAAAAAAAAAAGUAUAUAAUUCAAAAAAAACUAAAAAAAUUAUAUAUCCAUUAUAUAUUUAGUUUAAUGUGGUUACAAUGUAUUUUUUAUUAGGAAGCUCAUAUAUGUAUUGUAGGAUUUAUUAAGUAAAAAUAAAGCUCUCUCGUUUUUUUUUUUU
Rhizophagus irregularis DAOM 181602=DAOM 197198 is the source of this 847-nucleotide messenger RNA. RefSeq lists its product as uncharacterized. NCBI's taxonomy places the organism in Eukaryota, Fungi, Glomeromycota, Glomeromycetes, Glomerales, Glomeraceae. The record is from RefSeq and is a predicted model, not a curated record.